AUGGAUAAUAAGAUUUUAAAUUUAAUCAUUGGUUCAAUCUUAUUGAUAUUUUUGGUUGUUGAUUCACAAGCUCUCUCAUUAGAUUGUGUGACUGGUGGUAAUGAACUGUUUGAAUUUUGUGAAUGGGGAGAUACAAUAAGUCAUUUUAGCCUAAGUCACUUGGCUAAAAUCCCAGGGUUCAAAUUAUCAAGUGGUUUUUUGAAUGGUUUGGUUGAAGAUCCAACACCAAUCGAUCAAUCUGGAACUAUAUGUUAUAAACAAACCAACUCCACUGUAUACAUUGACUCUUUUGUUAGAUCGGCCAUUUACUCUACGCAAAAUAAUUCAAACCUAUACAAUGGUCCAACCGAGCCAAAAUCUUUACUUGAAACGGCAACCACCAAAUACAUUGAAUAUAUUGCCAUGUAUCUAUGCUCUUCAACUUUUAGAGUGUAUUCAAACUAUCCAAAUUUAGAAGAUGCAUGUGGAAUGAUAUGUCCAACUUUGUUCAAAGUAUGCAAUACUACAAUAUUGCCACUUUCAUAUACCUAUAGUGAAGGAGACACACCAUUCCAAAUGUUUCCAGUGAAUCUUGAGCAAUGUUAUGCCAAUUUGUCCAAAAACGCCACUAACAAUAAUUGCACAAUAUCAAACAUGUUCCAUAGAAUAACUGAUUUUAAUUAUGAUCCAACUACAUCAUCAACAUCAACACCAUCAAGUGCAAACAGUCAAUCAAGAAUAACAUCACUUUUAUUCUUUUUUGUUUCAUCUAUCAUUGUGAUUAUGUUAAUAUUUCUGGCAAGAAUGAAAUUUCUAUUACUUCAUUUUUUUUUCUAUGAUUCUCAAGUUUUAGAGUCUGUUGGUUUGAUCUUUUGUUUAAUGAUUAAUAGUAAUAAUAAUAAUGCAAAGGACCAACAACAAAGAGAGAUAAAUGAUGAAACACCAUUAUUACAUCAACUACAACAUCCUCCAUCUUCUUCUUAUUCUACUACCUCUACUUCUUCAACUUCAACAACCAAUACUCCUCAAACCCAUCAACAACUAGACCAAGCAUCAGAUCAAAUACCUAACAAACUACAUACAAGUUUUGAACAAAUAGCAGUACUAAAUAAUAGUAUUAAUGGUUUAAACAAUAACAAUAGCAAUAGCAAUCAGAAUGGAUCAUUAAAGUUUACAAGUGUAAUACAUUCUGAUACGACUGGUGGAGAAGAUAGUGAAGACUAUUUAGUUCGAUCACAUCUAUCAACAAAUAGCUACUAUGAUAGUGGAGAUGAAGAGACUGGAGGAAGUGGUAGUGGAGGUACAACUAAUAAUAAUAAUAAUAAUAACAAUAAUAACAAUAAUAAUAAUACAAGAGACAAUGGUAAAAGGUUACUUAAAAACUACCUAGUUGCAGGUGGUCAACAUGCAAUGUCUAGGUUAUCACCUUUACGUAACCCAUCUGAAGAGGUUAGUAAACCAAGUCUACCAUUUACAUUUCACCGUGCGGCCAGCGUCGUCUUGUUGGUCGUUGUCUUUCUCAUAUUGGUCACGUGCUAUUAUAUAGAGUACAGGUUUGUCGAUCAGUCUCCAUCGGCAUUCUACUUGUUCUUGGUGACUCGACCACUCCCAUUGGUACCGUUGCUCCUCAUCAUCCCAUUGUACGGUAUCAACAAUAGCAAAACGAUUCGAUACUCUAUCUUUAUCGCACUGGCAUUGGUUUCAAACAUCAUAAGCGAUUGUAUAUAUUCCAUAGAUCUCAGUCUCACCUCACACGACUCGACAUCCGAGGUACCGUCGUCGCAGGCUGUCUACUACCUCUCCUUCUCCUUUCUCCUCUUAUCGCGUCUUUUUUAUACGAUGGCAUUCAUCAUUGGCAUUGGAAAGUCUCUCAAGAUUCGAUUGUUCCAUGCUAUCCCCUUUUAUGCCUACGCCGCCACUCUUGUCCUCAUGAUAUUCUUUUCCUCUACCAUCGCUCCCAUUAUUGUACCACCAACUUUUCAAUCAACUUUUAAUCCAACUUCAAAAAUCUCUUUUAACAACAGCAGCAGUAGUAGUAGUGGUAGUAAUGGUAUUAAUGGUAUUAGUAGUAGUAGUAGUAGUAGUAGUUUUUAUAAUAAUAAUAAUAAUCAAUUUUUACCAGCAUUCUCUACAUUGUUGGGUAAUUUUAAAAUCGAUCAACAAGUAUUGGCAUUGGCAGCCGAAACAACAACAAAUAACAAUAAUGAUGAUGAAGAUUACUAUUCUUUAGUUUCAUCAACCUCUUCCUCUUUAUCAUCUUCAGAAGAAUCAUCAGAUGAUGAUGGAGAUAAUCAAGUAAACGAUGCAAAUGGUGGAAGUUAUUCAUAUAUUCAAACAAGUUCAGAUUCUACCAUCCCACAAAUUCUAUCAUUGGAUGCACCUCAUUUCUCUUUAAUUGUACUUUAUAGUAUAAUUGAAGCUACUAUUUUAUGGAGAGCAUUGGCAUUAACAUCAACAUUCCCAGGAACCAAUCCAACAAGAAUGUUAUUACCAUUUUGUGUACUUGGAAGUACAUUUUUCGGAGUGACCGAUACAUUGGUUGUUAUACACAACUAUUACUAUCCGCUUGAAGGUAUAUUUUAUUAUAGUACCGGUGGUAUAUGGAUAGCACACGCCUUGAUUGUCUUUUCGAUUCCUCGUCGUAUGGAAGUUCGUGACUACAUCUACAAAUAUAUUAAUCCAUUCAGUCGAUCCAAAGUCGAAAAGGCUGAUCUCUCCACUUCACUAUCUUCAUCACCAUACUUUUCAAUCUCUCAUCGAAAUACCUAA
Molecule: messenger RNA, 2748 nt
Organism: Cavenderia fasciculata
Lineage: Eukaryota; Evosea; Eumycetozoa; Acytosteliales; Cavenderiaceae
Exons: 6
Coding region: 1-2748 (915 amino acids)
Source: RefSeq, a predicted model, not a curated record